AUGAGAUGGAGUUCACGUAUAAAAAGCCAUGUCGAAACUGUGGACGGUGCAUUCUUCCACAAAUUUCAGAUCCUCCACCACACAGAUAUGAAUUUAACGUUUGCAUUCUUUUGCAUAAUGGCAGUCGCCUGGUUAUGUUCCGGAAAAUGCGAUGCUGCUCCUGAACUCGCCAAUAAUAUUUAUCGGAAAUUCCGAAGUCGCCCUUUAAUUCGAGGAUAUACCGUGGAAAAUCCUUUCGGAGAAGGUUUCGAUGAUUAUGGGCACAUGAGAUUUGGAAAACGGGAACAAUUCGACGAUUAUGGUCAUAUGCGAUUCGGAAGGCGUCACGAAUGAAUAGUUAUGGCAGUUAACGAUUAUAGAUGCAAUUCUGUAGUGAUGUUUCACUGUUGUUGCUACAAGAGUCACUUUAUUUAGACUCUAGACAAAAUAUAUUUUACAUCCCAGA
This is a messenger RNA of Megalopta genalis, 445 nucleotides long. The record is from RefSeq and is a predicted model, not a curated record. NCBI's taxonomy places the organism in Eukaryota, Metazoa, Arthropoda, Insecta, Hymenoptera, Halictidae.